Ambispora gerdemannii is the source of this 592-nucleotide messenger RNA. The record is from the annotation of a GenBank genome assembly. NCBI's taxonomy places the organism in Eukaryota, Fungi, Glomeromycota, Glomeromycetes, Archaeosporales, Ambisporaceae.
UUUGCAAGAAGUUACAACGGAUGACGAGGAAAUAAGACAUGAAGAACUUGUAGAAAAGCAAAAAAGAAUUUGGGAGGUGGUGUUUUACUGCGAAUCGAUGUACGAUUGUCGACGUAUAUCACUAGCUGCAUAUCAUGCUUGGGAAAAUGAUGUUUUGCCACCCUCGUGUAGUAAUUGCGACAACUGUAUCUUGCGUAUAAAAGAUAAUGCAGAAAGCUAUAAUGUUAAAGAUUCUGCUAUAAAGAUGUUGGAGAUAGCAAAAGAACUCGUAAAAUUUAGAAAUGUUAUGAUUUCGCGAAAAGAUAUUAUUGAGAUCUUUUCACAGUCAAAAUCAGCAAAUAUUCGCUUCAAGGAGUUGGAUAUUUAUAAAGAACAACGAAAAAAGCUUCUAACAAUAGAUGAAGCGAAACAUUUAUUUGAUGAUCUCGUUAUACGCAAUUUAAUCCUGGUUAACAUCCAAAUGAAACGUCAAACACCUACCUGUAAUCAUUUGACAUUUUCUUUUCCCGUUAUAGGUGUUGUGGAAGGAGCGAAUGCAAGAGCAGAGAUGGAAAAUUGGUUAUAUCUUAUAAAAAAGAGAAGAGGUAGCUAA